AUCUCUACUAUCUCGACCAUGAGCGCCUCUGCAGACUCCAGAGUCUCUGGUUUGCUUCAUAGCUUGUUUAGCAAGAAAGCAAGCAAGAAGGCUGAUGAUCGCAGGCCUUUGCGGGAUUGUCAAAAUCGGGCUCUCAACCUGCCACUCAUAGAGCAAACAAACUGGGCUGACGAGUCUCUCGCCGCUCUGGGUAUUGUCUCUCGGCCUUUUGCUGCUCGGUCGUUGUCGGGUUUGAAACCGCGGCUGUGUCAGAAGCCUGUUUACUGCUUGUCUUAUGAACAGGUUGAAGACGCUAUGCAUCCACCCGAGCAAGCUAUUACAGAGUCGACUGCCCCGCGGCAGAAUUGGAUCCCUGAGAAUCGUCAAUUUCACCCCAUCUCAGUCCCAGAGACUUCUGUCCCGCCCGUGAGACCAUCUACAGUCUUACUGGAUCUGAACAAGCUGAAGUUUGAACCUGUACCGUUUAUUCAAUGCCCUACUAACAAUACAGUCUCUGUCUCACUACUAAGCGAAACAAGGAGCCAGCCCGUCCACUAUAUAAUCUCGGAGGAACCCAUCACAGAUCUUUCAACACACUCUCCCCUUCUUGCUCCCGAACAAACUACUACAACCAUGCCUUCUCAAAAGCCAGACUGCAGAUCAGACAUCGACGAGCUCGAAGAUUAUUCUGUUGCGAACAUCAUGCACGAGCCUCCUGUGUUGACCUUCAACGAGCUUGAUUGUCUUGUUUCCUUCGACAAGCAGUCUCUUGACCACAGCUUGAUCUCAACCGACGAGGGAUCAGUGCAGAGCAUUAACGAGGCUCAUUGUUCUGCUACGCAAGAGCUUUCAGUUGUCGCGAAUUCUGAUUCUUUCGGAAGUUUCGUCGCGCCAGAGCACGACACCGAAAGCAAGCCCACCGAUGCCAUCGUCGCUGAAUCCCAAGCCAUGCCCCUAGCCCCAAAGACAAACCAGUCUCACGCCGAAGUCUCGCCAGUAACUCCUGCAAAACUACCUGCUCUCGCUUCGCAUCACGUCAGCAUCUCGAAUCUGCACACGUUCUCGGCGUCUGUCCCGUCUGCUUCGCAUCUAAACAAGCAAGAGGGCGGCAUUGAGGUUUCUCUGCCCGCACCUCAACGCGCAGCCACGCAUAGCGCACGAAUCCAGCUAUUCGCAGAACCUCUGAUCGAUCACGCAAACCCCUGCGUGAUCUCGCAAGCCGACCUGAGCGGUACGCAAGUCGACGGCGGAGACCUGACCCAGACGCUUAAAAACGGGGAAGCCGAAGCCUUCAACCAAGAGCCAGCCGCGAUCUCUUUGUCCGACCCCGCCCCGCACAAUUACCAACCUCUUCCACCGUCAUUAAAUACGACGUUCAAAGCCGCCUUUGCAAGGCCAUACGAGAUCCUCCCAAUUGCUCACCAUACCACCGAGACUCGAACUACGACUCAUAGUCUGCAGUCUGUCAAUGGUACCGACAGUGGAGCUACGCCGGUUAUGGGAUACCUUGCGUCAAUGAGAAAGAGGCUCGAAGAUAUGUAUCUGGCGUGAGCCCUCUCAGCUGUUUUGAGCUUUUGAUUCUGUACUGUUUUUGCGUGAUGACCGUUAAGUUUCUGCCCGAGUUGUAUUGUCCUGUUUUUUUAUUAUGCCUUUGACAAUAAAUCAUUUUAAACCUGAUAACAUCGUAAAUUUCCAC
Myxozyma melibiosi is the source of this 1675-nucleotide messenger RNA. RefSeq lists its product as uncharacterized. The transcript is spliced from 2 exons. The record is from RefSeq and is a predicted model, not a curated record. Lineage: Eukaryota; Fungi; Ascomycota; Lipomycetes; Lipomycetales; Lipomycetaceae. The coding region runs from base 19 to 1530 and encodes 503 amino acids.